UUUUUUUUUAUUUUUAUUUCUCCCCCGAAAAUUUAUUCUCUCUUUCUUCCUUCCGUUUGAUUACGCCGUCCGAUUAGCUCUCAACCGCCGAUAAACUCAUCACUCAAUAGAUCUUGAAACCAUUACUCGCUUUCUUGCUUCCUCCUCGUGCUCAAGAUUCUCUCUCUCCCUCUCUCGUUUCCUUGACGAUUCUAGAACUUUGAUUCGAUUAAUUUGAUUCCUCCUUCUCGAACGGAUGAUGAUACACGAGGUGGAGAUUGCGAGGUAGAAUCGAAAGGAGAGUUAAGGAUAUGGAUGAUAGAGAAGGCUCGUUCGUUGCCGUUAGGCGUAUUUCUCAGGGUCUCGAACGUGGAAGCGUUUACAAUUCCUCAUCUGCUGAGGGUGUGCCUGGAUCAGCAGCUUGGUUAGGCCGAGGUCUUUCCUGUGUUUGUGCUCAGCGAAGAGAUAGCGAUACUAACUCCACCUUUGAUCUUACACCUGCUCAGGAGGAAAGCUUGCAGAGUUUGCAGAACCGUAUUGAUGUAGCUUAUGACAGUACAAUACCUCUGCAUCAGGAAGCUCUGAGGGAUCUGUGGAAACUUGCCUUUCCUGAAGAAGAGCUUCAUGGAUUGAUAUCUGAGCAGUGGAAAGAGAUGGGUUGGCAGGGCAAAGAUCCGUCUACUGAUUUUAGGGGUGGUGGCUUCAUAUCUCUUGAAAAUUUGCUGUACUUCGCCAGAAACUUUCAGAAAUCCUUCCAGGACCUUUUGAGGAAGCAGGUUGGGGAUAGGUCCGUAUGGGAAUACCCUUUUGCUGUUGCUGGUAUCAACCUAACAUUCAUGCUCAUUCAGAUGCUUGACCUUGAAGCAGUAAAACCACGAACAGUUGUUGGGGGAACUUUUCUGAAGUUCCUUUCUGAGAACGAGUCUGCCUUUGACCUUCUAUAUUGCAUUGCAUUCAAGCUAAUGGAUCAGCAAUGGCUUUCAAUGCGUGCCUCAUACAUGGAGUUCAACACGGUGAUGAAAUCAACGAGGAGACAGCUGGAGAGAGAGCUGAUGCUGGAAGACAUAAUGCAUCUUGAGGACUUGCCUUCCUACGCCCUCCUCUCUCAAUAGCCUUUUAAGAGUUUUCUAACCUCAACACUCCCGCUUUAAUAACACAAAAGGUUGCUCGCUGCUGCCUCUUCUUUGAUCUUUUUCUUCUACUGUUUGUUGGUUGGCUAUAUGAAACAGCUCUAAAACUGAGUUGUUGUGGUUAUAUUAAAACAAGGAAGAGGGAGAUAGAGAAGGAGGUUGUGGGAUAAAAUCUCAAUUUGGUUGUGGGUUUGGAAAGUGAGUUUGUAACAACGUUUGAGGGUUUUUAGUUACUGGGUGUUGAUUGAUCUUUGAUUGGGUAAUGUUGUGUGUGGGGGAUAUCAAAUCAGUUGGCCUAAACUUCUUCAUAUAUUUGGUGUGUUAGCCGGUUGGCUUAUCAAAAGUUGCUUAGAUA
Molecule: messenger RNA, 1464 nt
Organism: Brassica rapa (field mustard)
Lineage: Eukaryota; Viridiplantae; Streptophyta; Magnoliopsida; Brassicales; Brassicaceae
Product: ELMO domain-containing protein A
Source: RefSeq, a predicted model, not a curated record